Molecule: messenger RNA, 456 nt
Organism: Prunus armeniaca (apricot)
Lineage: Eukaryota; Viridiplantae; Streptophyta; Magnoliopsida; Rosales; Rosaceae
Source: the annotation of a GenBank genome assembly
AUGGCGUUCGGCAAAGUUGGUGAGGGAGAGCCAAGCUACGAGCAAUUCGCCCAUCUGUACAACGUGACGAGGCGUGGACAUUUCGUGGUGAGGGUGCCGAGCUCGCAGAAGACGUGGCAUCAGCGCCGGGUGCUGGUUUUAGGAGCUUGGGAAUCGGCACCAGUGCUUACCUGCAUUGUAUAUAAUCUCAUUUUAGUGUCUUUGAAAUGGCCGACCGCAUCCAAGCGGGACAUUGGGAUGAUCGAGCACAUUCUGUCGAAGAUUGCCGAAGAAGAUCAUUUCUUCAAGACCCUGUUAGACUUUAGCAAUAUGUUCAAGGCGGGCUUGAUCAGCGAGCUUGAGUACGCCCGAAGGAAAAAGGAGAAAGAGGAAGAAGCGAGGACGAAUAUGGCUGGGGGUAGGGCGAUGACCGACACAACAAGGAGGCAGCUGGAGUCUCGAGCACCUCUACAGUAG